This is a messenger RNA of Lachancea thermotolerans CBS 6340, 618 nucleotides long. Its product is annotated as KLTH0C11374p. The transcript has a single exon. The record is from RefSeq and is a predicted model, not a curated record. Lineage: Eukaryota; Fungi; Ascomycota; Saccharomycetes; Saccharomycetales; Saccharomycetaceae. Bases 1 to 618 code for a protein of 205 amino acids.
AUGAUUCCCUACCCUACCCGCGACACAGAUGACUUUUCACUCACUGAUUUUCGAUCAAGGGGCAGUGGAGGCGGUCAAAAACAGGCUAAAUAUGUAGCCGAAACUGAAAUCAGUGCACCAGUCAGAAGAGAAUUAAAGCCAAAGGCUAUCGCUCAUGCUCGCAGAGAGCCUUCUUGGGGUACCCUCGAAGGCGGAACAGCGCCAGUGGAGACUAACAUAUACCUUCGCAGCCUGGCUCAUGAAAGCGACGAGCCUAACCUCGCUGCUGAACGUAAACGCUCAAAAGGAGACACUUUCGCAAUAAAUGAUGACAGUACUUUACUUGACACUGGCGAUAAAAUCGUUGCCAGACAAAAGGCGGAUGUUAGGACUGAAUGUGUACAGCAGUGGCGUUCCACUGAUGUCAUCCAUGCAAACCGUUUUCUGCCUCAAAAACGCCAGCUUCAAGUUACAAGCAAGCGUUCGGCGCCCUUGACCUUAAAGGCACCGAUGAUACAUCAAGGCGAUACCCUAAAAAAAAUUUUGUUAACGUUUGCGCUUCUAAUAACAGUUUUAACAUUUGAAAGCAUGUCGAGUAAGCUCAUUAACAUUAUCAAAGCUAGUACGGGACUAAGCUGA